Aspergillus pseudoviridinutans is the source of this 1095-nucleotide messenger RNA. Its product is annotated as putative allergen Asp F4-like. Gene Ontology annotation, molecular function: IgE binding. Lineage: Eukaryota; Fungi; Ascomycota; Eurotiomycetes; Eurotiales; Aspergillaceae. The transcript has a single exon. The record is from RefSeq and is a predicted model, not a curated record. The coding region runs from base 1 to 1095 and encodes 364 amino acids. Gene Ontology annotation, cellular component: extracellular region.
AUGAAGUGGGAGUCGUUCCUUUUGACAGCCAUCGCCGCUGGCUCGGCCAUGGCUGGAGCACAUCACGCACACGAGCAUGCUCAUCGCCCUCAGCAUCUUGCUCAGAAUGCAGGAUUGAAGGCUAGACAGUUUGACGCCCAUGCCCACCCAGCGUUCAGCACCAAGACUAUCGUCAACCUCGACGUUGUCACCAUGUACACCACUAUCACGCGACAUCAUCCUGCUCCCCAGCCAACCACCACCACCGUGGCAGCCGCGGAGACUUCCACUGCUGAAAGCCAACCGCUAGCAAGUGUCAACCUUGACGUCUCUGUGCACCUUCUGGAUAUUUUUCCGGCCACCACCAGCCCAGCCACUACGUUUAGUACUAGCACAAGGACGAGCACUAGCACCAGCAGCGCCACGACGUCUGCUACGACCAGCAACUCCGGCAACAGCGCCAGCUGGACCUCCACCCCUUCAAAUGGCGUGUACUCGACCUCUGGAUUCGGCAAACGCACCAACUCCUCCGGCUCGGGGAUCGAGUAUACCGGCAACGUCGGCAGCCCUUGGGGCAGCAACAUCAUCGAGGUGACCGCCUCCACAGCCUCGCAAUACAAGUACGUCGUGCAGUUCACAGGCAGCAACACCGACAACUGGUUUGUCUCGAUCUGGAACAAGAUGGGCCCUGACGGCAAGUUGGACGGGUGGUACGGCCACUCGGCGCUCAACUUCACCCUUGGGGCUGGCGAGACCAAGUACGUUGCCUUUGAUGAGAACUCACAGGGUGGAUGGGGUGCCGCUGCAGGGGACUCGCUGCCGACGGACGAGUACGGCGGUUACGCCUGUACCUGGGGCGAAUUCGAUUUCGGGGACACCGAUAAUUCUGAAUGGUCUGGGUGGGAUGUGUCUGCCAUCCAGGCGCAGAAGGCGGGACUGACGGUGCAGGGGAUGAGGAUCUGUGAUUAUAAGGGCGAUGACUGCUCGUAUAUCACAACUGAUGCCGCCAAGGUGGAGAAUGCGUACACGGCGGCCAAGGCGUCUGUUGAUGGUAUCGGGGGUAGUGUGAGUGCCGGUGCGGUGAGGUUAGCAGUUGAGGUGGAUUACAGUGGUUGA